Messenger RNA from Fonsecaea monophora, 1836 nucleotides. RefSeq lists its product as hypothetical. Gene Ontology annotation, cellular component: nucleus. The coding region runs from base 1 to 1836 and encodes 611 amino acids. Lineage: Eukaryota; Fungi; Ascomycota; Eurotiomycetes; Chaetothyriales; Herpotrichiellaceae. The record is from RefSeq and is a predicted model, not a curated record. The transcript has 4 exons.
AUGAUUGCCACCUCCUCCCUCAGCGCAGAAAGACCCGGCUCUACCUCUCUCCCCCUCGUCGCCCCCGAAUCCACCGACCGUCCAGUCUCGACCGCGCCCACUGCUGCUUCCGACGCCAAAGAGCUACCUGUGACCUACUCCACUAAUGCUCUGUUGCGCGAACCCCUCGAAGAAAAUGAACUACGUCAAGUCAAUGGUGGUCGGCGUGGGGAACAAGAGCUGCCUCGUUUACAAGCAAAUGCGCAGAUAGAAGACGGUGACAACCUGGCGCCCAUUCUCGAAGAUGAUCCGGCGUCCUUCAACCUUAUCGCCCCUCCUCCCCUAGACCAGGGCGACAUCUUCUCGCUAGAGACGCAGACACAAGCCCUCUUCUCGAGGGGACAUCUACAAGUCAUCUUUGCCGACCCCAGUUACCUCUUCAAAUUCACGUCUUUCCUUGGAAUGUACCGACCCCAGUCGGUGCCUAUGCUCGUGCACUAUCUGGAUUCUCUGAAAUCACUGCGGGCCAUCAAUUAUGCCAACGCCAUCUGCGAGGGUCUAGACCCGAUAGAAGGCUAUGAGUUUACACAAAGACCGGUCAAGCCGACCAUCAAUACGGCAUUGGAAGAGAGGGCGCACAAGGCUUUUGAAAUCCUUGCGAUGGAGGAACUGCCUGCUUUCAUCACACAUCAGUACAUUCAAGUCGUGAGUAACAGCAUUACCGCCAGAAUAACGGGUUCGCUCUCGCCGCAACUCCGGGAAGCCUCAGAUGGGUUAGCAGAAGUUUUUUGUUUGACGGAUCCCUCAAGGCACGACAACCCGAUUGUAUUCGCCUCGGAAGAAUUCAAUCGGACGACCCAAUACGGCAUGUCAUAUGUUCUGGGCAGGAAUUGCAGGUUUUUACAAGGGCCCAUGACCAAUCCGCACAGUCUGCGGAGGAUCCGAGAAGCCCUCAAAGCAGGCAAGCAACAUCAAGAGGUCCUUCUCAAUUAUAGAGGCAUCGUUCGAUAUCAUAUCGGAGCUCAAGUCGACGUGAGUGGGCUUGUCAAGGACUGCUCAGAAAUGGAAUCUCUCCGAAAGCUGUUGGACCUGCGUGCUCGGGGCGAGGAUCCACCACUGCCCGAGAAGCCUAACCCCGAGAAGAACGACGAGCUACGGGAACUGAGCGAGAUGCUUAAUCAAGGCGAGUUGAAUACCAUCAAGCGUCAUGGAGGGAAGAUGCACCGCGAAAUCGUUGAGGAUGACAUUGAGAGCGUGUCGUCUCACCAUCAACCUCGGCUGUUGCUCAAGGACCCGGAUACCAUGGUGCCAUCAGUUGCCAGCAUAAAUGGGAGACUGAGUGGCAUAUAUCAGCACUAUCUCCUUGUGCGGCCAUAUCCUUCUUUGCGAAUCCUCUUUGCGAGCCCGUCACAACGAUUACCUGGAAUUCUUCAGUCACCCUUCCUGAACAAGAUCGGCGGUUCGAAUCGAGUCCGUGAGGAAUUGACGACUGCAUUUGCCGAAGGACGAGGCGUGACCGCCAAAGUGCGCUGGGUCACUAAAGGCGACGACCAAGGCAAGAACAAGUGGAUUCAUUGCACUCCACUACUGGGCCAAUCAGGUCAGAUUGGCGUCUGGAUGGUGGUGGUGGUUGACGACGAGAAGACCAUUGAAAGAUGGCCUACUGCAGCCGGACGACACCCACCCCAAGUGGCCGCCACAGAGAGGAGCUGGACUCCAGCUCCCAACAGCGCGUACCAGAUAGUCGGAUCGCCCCACCACGGUGUUGGCGAAAUGAACGGCGGACAACAGGAUCGAAAUGGUGGAGGCAGCCUGGGCAGUGCCACGGGCAGCGCGACCAGCCUGAGGAUCGGAUGA